CAUUAUCAAAGUGCAUAGGGAAGUCGUGUAAUAAUUGGGCACCCACCCUUGAGCCAAAAUAUCUUAGAAUUAUCCCUUUUAGUCAAAAAUUAUCUUAUCUUCAUCCUUUUCUCCAUAAACACAAGCCAUCAAACUGCAAAAUCACACCCACAAGAAUGGCUUCUACAAUCUUUGCUACGACUAUAAACACACCAAUCAUACUUAAAAGGCAGAGAAAUGAAUUUCCAAAAACCUUAUCUCACUUCUCUCGCCAUCACUUUAAACAUCGUCACCAACACAUAUGCAAGGCUGCUUCGUCAUCAUCGACAUCAAGCUCAAUAACAGACUACGAUCUGUAUGAUCUUCUGGGAAUAGACAGUAGCAGCAAUCAAAGAGAGAUUAAGAAGGCUUACAGAUCAUUGCAGAAAAGGUGUCAUCCUGAUAUUGCUGGUAUAGCAGGGCAUGACAUGGCCAUUGUCCUUAAUGAAGCUUAUGCUGUUCUUUCUGAUCCCAUUUCGCGCUAUGUUUAUGAUAAGGAACAAGCCAAGCUCACGGAAUUGAAAGGAUACACAGGCAGGCCAAUGUACUCAGUAUGGCAAGGACCAGAAACUGAGCAGAGGGCUAUAUUUGUUGAUGAAGUCAGAUGUGUUGGCUGCUUAAAAUGCGCAUUGUUUGCUGAUAAAACGUUUGCUAUUGAGUCUGCCUACGGAAGGGCUCGUGUUGUGGCUCAGUGGGCUGAUCCUGAAGACAAAAUUCAAGCCUCCAUAGAUACUUGUCCCAUCAGUUGCAUCUCGAUAGUGGAAAGAUCAGAUCUUGCAGCACUGGAAUUUCUCAUGUCGAAGCAGCCACGAGGGAGGGUCAGGAUAGGAGCAAAUAACACAGCUGGUGCACGAUCUUUCGAUGUUUUCUCUGAACUUAAAGUUUUCCACAAGCAAAUGGAAGAAGCAGUAAUCCGAAAAUCACAUCAAGAUUCUAAGUACUCAGAACUCCAAAGAAAUGCAAGGGUAACAGCAAUACAAACCAUUAGAUCGAUCUCAAAUUGGUUGUACUGGCAAACACCCCCAUCUGACACUUCUUCCUCCACCUUGAUACCAAGAAGAAAUAACAUAACCCAAGAUCCUGAUAUUGAAAAGCUCAGAGAUGCAGCAACAGCCGCUCGCAAACAUGGUUUGUUAAAGACUCGAGCAAAUGGAAAACUCCUCCCUCAAGCAACAUCAAGGGACGAAUACUGGGCCCCAUCAACCCCUGUACUUCCAUCAAAAACAGAUAUGUCUUAUUCUCACAAGACAAGACAAAGUCCACUCUCUUCUGAGAAUGCCUUCAAGAAUAAUCAAGACAAAACAUACAUGAAAGACAACAAUAAACAAAGUAAUCGCGUUUUAUCAAGCAUUCCAAUAGGGAUGGGUAUUGUUGCCGCAAUUACCGUAGGAUUAAAUGGAGCAGGAGAAGCAGUUGGAGGGUUGGAAGGGCAUAUAGGUGGUUCUUUCGCACUACAGAUCGUAAACAGUUCCAAUUUACAGGUUACACUAGCUGGAAUAACUUGGUAUCUUAUUGGACUAUACAUCAUACAGGUAGUGGAGAGAGUGGGAAGGAGGGAUUAAAUGUAAUGAGAAUUUCCUCUGUCCAUGUUUUACCUCCUGAAUUUAGAAGGAACAGUACAUUUGUAAAGAAAUUAUAUACUUAGGGUACAUAUAAUCGAUGUUGCAUGAAGCUUGUAUGAUCUACAAUGUAAUUACCUGUUCAAACUUACUAUUGUGAAGAUCGUGUUGGACUGUAA
Messenger RNA from Amaranthus tricolor (Joseph's coat), 1756 nucleotides. RefSeq names its product chaperone protein dnaJ C76, chloroplastic. The transcript is spliced from 4 exons. NCBI's taxonomy places the organism in Eukaryota, Viridiplantae, Streptophyta, Magnoliopsida, Caryophyllales, Amaranthaceae. The coding region runs from base 156 to 1580 and encodes 474 amino acids. The record is from RefSeq and is a predicted model, not a curated record.